Messenger RNA from Mandrillus leucophaeus (drill), 1918 nucleotides. RefSeq names its product interferon gamma receptor 2 (interferon gamma transducer 1) (gene IFNGR2). Gene Ontology annotation, molecular function: protein binding. Lineage: Eukaryota; Metazoa; Chordata; Mammalia; Primates; Cercopithecidae. Bases 1 to 1344 code for a protein of 447 amino acids. The record is from RefSeq and is a predicted model, not a curated record. The transcript is spliced from 10 exons.
AUGCUAACAGCUGCCACCUAUCUGUCCAGUGUGGUUCUGUGUAGCCCCUAUGAAACGCUGACUGGCAACUUCUGCGUGGUUGAAAAACAGGGAUUGGAUUCACGGAGACUGAUUCCUAUGGAAAGACACUCAUCUACCCACUCACAGGUGUCAGCGGCCCUGCCUUUGGCUGUGUCAGUCCCCACAAAACGACAAACAGGGGAAGAUGUAGUCAGAGAAGGCGAUAGAGUUCUCAGGAAGUGGAGUCCAGAAGUUGUAGAAUUUGGACUGUGGGUAGAAAAAUGUAACCAACAGCACAAGUGCAGUAAGUCAACUGACUGUUCAGCUAGUUACCUGAGUGUUGAGGAAUUAAGGCUUCUAUUUGUAAUUGUAGCAGCUGCUGCAGACUUUUUCAGGGUAUUGGACCCUCUUUCCCAGCUGCCCACGCCUCAGCACCCGAAGAUUCGCCUGUACAACGCAGAGCAGGUCCUGAGUUGGGAGCCGGUGGCCCUGAGCAAUAGCACAAGGCCUGUUGUCUACCGAGUGCAGUUUAAAUACACCGAUAGUGAAUGGUUCAUGACCGACAUCAUGUCCAUAGGGGUGAAUUGUACACAGAUCACAGCAACAGAGUGUGACUUCACUGCCGCCAGCCCCUCAGCAGGCUUCCCAAUGGAUUUCAAUGUCACUCUACGUCUUCGAGCUGAGCUGGGAGCACUGCAUUCUGCCUGGGUGACAAUGCCUUGGUUUCAACACUAUCGGAAUGUGACUGUCGGGCCUCCAGAAAACAUUGAGGUGACCCCAGGAGAAGGCUCCCUCAUCAUCAGGUUCUCUUCUCCCUUUGACAUCGCUGAUACCUCCACAGCCUUGUUUUGGUAUUAUGUCCAUUACUGGGAAAAAGGAGGAAUCCAACAGGUCAAAGGCCCUUUCAGAAGCAACUCCAUUUCAUUGGAUAACUUAAAACCCUUCAGAGUGUACUGUUUACAAGUCCAGGCACAACUGCUUUGGAACAAAAGUAACAUCUUUAGACUGGGGCAUUUAAGCAACACAUCUUGCUACAAAACGAUGGCAGAUGCCUCCACCGAGCUUCAGCAAGUCAUCCUGAUCUCCGUGGGAACAUUUUCGUUGCUGUCGGUGCUGGCAGGGGCCUGUUUCUUCCUGGUCCUGAAAUACAGAGGCCUGAUUAAAUACUGGUUUCACACUCCACCAAGCAUUCCGUUACAGAUAGAAGAGUAUUUAAAGGACCCAACCCAGCCCAUCUUAGAGGUCUUGGACAAGGACAGCUCACCAAAGGAUGACGUCUGGGACUCUGUGUCCAUCAUUUCCUUUCCAGAAAAGGAGCAAGAAGAUGUUCUCCAAACACUUUGAACCAAAGCAUGGGUCUAGCCCACUGGCCCCCUGGAAGAGAUCGUCGAACCAGUGGAGCUGCUGGAGUUCUGUCUGGACUUCCCAGAGACCAGUAUUCCCUUUUCCUGCCUCUAAAAGGCCUGUCCCUGCCUUGUGAGAGACAGUGGGUCUCAUGGGGGUGACAAGCUUUUUUUUUUUUCUUGAAGAAUUUUCAAAAUGAAACAAGUUUUUAGAAUGAUUCUAUGGAGAUAUCCCAGGAAAAUUAAGGCUUCUCUUAAACACUAAAAAGUCAUGUAAUUGCUUGUUAGCAAAAUGGAUAUGACACAUCUCUGAUACUUUUUUCAUUGUUUGGGCUGAGCAGUCAGAAGACGUGGUCUUCUUCUCAACUUCAGCAAAUGAGCUGGAGCCCCUCGGGCAGGUCACACAACCUGUCCCAGCCUGUCCCAGUGAAGGACACUGAGUGGCCCUUCAUGUACUUCCAUGGUGUGCUGGCUUAAAAUGUAAUUAAUCCUGUAAAUAUACUCCUAGUAAUUUAAGAUUUUGUUUUUAAACUAGAAAUAAAAGACUGUAUAGCACAUGUUUUUUUUUAAGUCUA